AUGACCAAGGCAAAACUUCAGCUUCAGGCCUCUAUUGUAUCUACUCUGAUUGAAUGUGUCCCUAGCUGGAGCAACGUAGAGCCAUACUCUGUUGACGUGGAACACUUGGGUGGUGCCAUGACAAACCUCAUCUUUGCUGUGCAUAAACCCAACGGAAACGAACGUGACGUGCUUGUACGCGUGUACGGCGAAGGCACGGAAUCAUUUUUCUCACGUGUAGAAGAGACGCGAUUGUUUCAACUGCUGAGUGAUAAGAAAAUUGGAGUGAAAUUGCUUGGUCAGUUUGCUAAUGGCCGAGUUGAGAAACUCAUUUAUGGCUCCACGUAUACGAACAAGCGUAUGCGACAGAUGAAUGAGUCUCGACUUAUUGCCAAGCAACUACGUGUGUUUCAUGAACUAAACAUUGAUAUUGACCGAAGACCUACGUACAUGACGAGUAUCCGCAAGUUAUUGGAGGUAGUACGUGUCAAAUGCACCCAUGAGAAAUUUACAAACAUUGUGGACUUGAAGCAAUUAACUAAAGAUGUGGAUGAGCUUGAGGAGAUUCUAGACCAAGUGCCGUCUCUUGUGGUGUUGAGUCAUAAUGACUUGCAAUAUGGCAACAUCAUGAAGAAUGACGAGGGAGAUGCAGUGCUCAUUGACUUUGAGUAUACGAGCUAUAACCCGCGCGGGUAUGACCUGGGUAACCACUUUUGUGAGUGGGCGUACGACUACCACAAGAAAGUGAACGCACAUCUGGGAGAUUUUAGCAAGUACCCGACGGAGGAAGAACAGCGCAACUUUUGUCGCGCAUACUUGGCUGGGAAGGAAAGUGACGACAGUGACGUUAACGAGCAUGAGAUCAAAAAGCUGAGACUGGAAGCCAACACGUAUUCGUUAGCAUCUCACAUGUUCUGGGCUCUCUGGGGUUACAUCCAGGCCUCCCAGUCAGAGAUUGACUUUGACUUUUUGGCCUACGGCAAGUGCCGCUACGAUGCAUUCAAGUCUCGUGUAACACUCAAGAACUAA
Peronospora farinosa is the source of this 1008-nucleotide messenger RNA. NCBI's taxonomy places the organism in Eukaryota, Oomycota, Peronosporomycetes, Peronosporales, Peronosporaceae. The record is from the annotation of a GenBank genome assembly.